ACGUUGUCUUUCCGGUGACGUCAGAGCCCAACGAUGGCUGCCUCCACGAGACUUGGACCAAAGGUGUUGCUGCUAGUCCACCUGGGUGUCUUUAGCUGGUAUUUGUUCACUAUCUGGAGCAACUGUUCCCUGCAGACCGCAGACAGACACCCGGGUUUGCGCUCUUAUGGAGGGCGCUGGAAAUAUCUGACGUUUAUUAAUCUGGUGAUGCACGCGGUGUUUUUCGGGCUGUGUGUGUUAGUGGAUGCGGUGCACAGUUUGGUGUCCGUCAAGCAGAGCCGCAGCGGGACUCCUCUGAACCUCAGCCGAGCGAGAGACUUUUACUUUACUGUCCUGGCGUUUCCGGUCGGCACCUUUGUAUUUGUUUCCUUCUGGACUCUCUACACUUAUGACCGAGAGCUGGUGUAUCCUAAACUGCUGGAUCAGAUCAUUCCCAUCUGGCUCAAUCAUGCAAUGCACACAGUGAUCAUGCCUCUGCUGCUGCUGCAGAUGUUCCUUCAGAAUCACAGAUAUCCCAGUCGCACAGCAGGGAUUUUCAGUCUGGCUGUGUUUGUGGCUCUGUAUCUGUCAUGGGUUUUGUGGGUGCACCAUGCUUCAGGGAUUUGGGUGUAUCCUAUCAUGGCUCAUUUGAGUCCUGUGGGAUUGUGUGUUUUCCUGGGCGGCGCGUCCCUCUCCAUGGCUCCUCUGUACCUGUUAGGAGAGAAGAUGAGCCUGAUGAUGUGGAGCAGCACAGGGAAUCAGAAGAAGAAAAAGAAGUAGACGUCUGCAAGACACCACAUUACCGCGUGGCUCUCAAUACCAGCCAAACAGAAGUGAUUUUACAGGGAAUGAAGGAACGGCUUUAAUUGCGUUGCUUGUGUUUUAUACAAGAGGGUUUCAAUUCACAGACAGGAGCUAAGAUACAUUAAUACUGUGCAUGUGGUAUGUAUACACUAAUUUUGCUGAAGUUUUAUUCCGUUUAGUGAAUACUGAAUCAAAAUCAUGCACUUACACUUACAAAACAAUGCACUUACAAAUGAAAAAUGCUGUAUUUUUAAUAAUUACUUUAUUGUGAAUUUUCCAAGACUGUAAUAUCCCAGAAUGCUGUGUUUUUGGUGGUUAAGGGACAGUUACUACUGAGCACUUUUCCAUUCUCAGAUGUGUUAAAAUAGCCUGAGCUGGUGACCACUUAUCAAUAAUAAUUCCUGUAGCGUUAUGACAGAUAAUGUCAGACUAUA
Messenger RNA from Danio aesculapii, 1217 nucleotides. It is a transcript of the gene adtrp1, whose product is annotated as androgen dependent TFPI regulating protein 1. The transcript has 6 exons. The record is from RefSeq and is a predicted model, not a curated record. Bases 34 to 759 code for a protein of 241 amino acids. NCBI's taxonomy places the organism in Eukaryota, Metazoa, Chordata, Actinopteri, Cypriniformes, Danionidae. Gene Ontology annotation, cellular component: membrane; endomembrane system.